Messenger RNA from Nilaparvata lugens (brown planthopper), 1258 nucleotides. RefSeq names its product proline-rich protein 36-like. NCBI's taxonomy places the organism in Eukaryota, Metazoa, Arthropoda, Insecta, Hemiptera, Delphacidae. The coding region runs from base 41 to 1096 and encodes 351 amino acids. The transcript is spliced from 3 exons. The record is from RefSeq and is a predicted model, not a curated record.
UAGGUUCCUAUCACAGACAGAUAGCUUGUGCAGUCAAACAAUGAAGUCUCUGAGUUUGUGUAUUUUUGUGGUUGCCGUUACGGUAUCAUCAGGCACUCCAAUCAUGAAGCUUGAUGGACCAGUCGAACGUGCUGCAGCAUACAAGCAACAAGGGCCACCAAUCACAACUAUUAUGCCAGUUGAAGCAAUGGAUAAGCAACAGGGAGGUAAACAGCAGGUACCACCAAUGACAACUAUUAUGCCAGUUGAUGGACCAGUCAAACGUGCUGCAGCAUACAAGCAACAAGGGCCACCAAUCACAACUAUUAUGCCAGUUGAAGCAAUGGAUAAGCAACAGGGAGGUAAACAGCAGGGACCACCAAUGACAACUAUUAUGCCAGAUGAUGGACCAUUCAAACGUGCUGCAGCAUACAAGCAACAAGGGCCACCAAUCACAACUAUUAUGCCAGUUGAAGCAAUGGAUAAGCAACAGGGAGGUAAACAGCAGGGACCACCAAUGACAACUAUUAUGCCAGAUGAUGGACCAUUCAAACGUGCUGCAGCAUACAAGCAACAAGGGCCACCAAUCACAACUAUUAUGCCAGUUGAAGCAAUGGAUAAGCAACAGGGAGGUAAACAGCAGGGACCACCAAUGACAACUAUUAUGCCAGUUGAUGGACCAUUCAAACGUGCUGCAGCAUACAAGCAACAAGGGCCACCAAUCACAACUAUUAUGCCAGUUGAAGCAAUGGAUAAGCAACAGGGAGGUAAACAGCAGGUACCACCAAUGACAACUAUUAUGCCAGUUGAUGGACCAGUCAAACGUGCUGCAGCAUACAAGCAACAAGGGCCACCAAUCACAACUAUUAUGCCAGUUGAAGCAAUGGAUAAGCAACAGGGAGGUAAACAGCAGGUACCACCAAUGACAACUAUUAUGCCAGUUGAUGGAUCAGUCAAACGUGCUGCAGCAUACAAGCAACAAGGGCCACCAAUCACAACUAUUAUGCCAGUUGAAGCAAUGGAUAAGCAACAGGGAGGUAAACAGCAGGGACCACCAAUGACAACUAUUACGCCAGUUGAAGCAAUGGAUAAGCAACAAGGGAUAUGUUGUAUAUAGUUAAUAUAAUUUACUAUGUAGUAAUGAACAUAUAGCUAUGAAAAUAUCAAUUUGAUUAAUAGUCUUCCUGAAUGGAAUUUGCUAUGUUGAAUUGAAUGUAUAUCCCCCCCCCAAAAAAAAAGCAUUGAAUAUUGUUCAUUCAUUGAUAAACUUUGUAUCUGA